Messenger RNA from Ooceraea biroi (clonal raider ant), 4245 nucleotides. Its product is annotated as zinc finger matrin-type protein CG9776. Gene Ontology annotation, cellular component: nucleoplasm. Gene Ontology annotation, molecular function: nucleic acid binding; zinc ion binding. The record is from RefSeq and is a predicted model, not a curated record. Gene Ontology annotation, biological process: positive regulation of DNA-templated transcription; negative regulation of DNA-templated transcription. NCBI's taxonomy places the organism in Eukaryota, Metazoa, Arthropoda, Insecta, Hymenoptera, Formicidae.
ACAACUCAGAUUUCUGAUCUCGGCCAGUUUUCGUUGGUUUCCGUUUCCUCGAUCUUGCUUCAGCGGUUCAGCCUUUGUGAUCUUUAUUCGUAACGUUGCAAUAUGCCAGUCGAAUGCUGUUCGACCCGUGGUUUAAUAAACUGAUGCAUUAUUCUCAACGGAUUUCAUCGUCCACGUCGAUUUAACGUACGAGCGAGGGAGGGAGUUUACAGCCAAGAUCUUGAAGCAAGCGAGCAAUGGAAUCGGAAUCUAGACGCAAGGGACCCAGAAGUCCCAGUGCCGACUCGGACGAUUCUUCGCACGCCAGGAGAAGAAGAAAGUACGACCGGUCGCCGUCUCCGAGACGAAGCAGGUAUCGCAGGUCACGAUCCAGGGAUCGAAGAUCUCGUUCGAGCUCCAGGGACAGGAGAAGGAAGGAUUCCAGUAGGUCGCAGGAGUGGAAGCAAGUUCCACCGUCUCAGACGCAGAGUUCAAUACCGAAUCCAACCAAUUCCACUGGUUACGUGGCAGUGGUGCAUAAUCAGUACCAGGCACCUCCACCGAAUACGAGCCAGCCACCGCCACCCAUAUCAGCAUACAAUCAGGGAUACAACAACUACAGUUACAACUAUGGGUCAGGUUAUGACUACGGCUAUCAGCAACCCGCCGGAUAUCGGAGUGAUUAUCCACCGCCCAACUGGCAGGGAAGUCAAGUGCCGUAUAACAAUCAACAAGCGCCGCCGCCUCCGUCGUUGACGCCGCAACAAGAGUCAUCGAGGCCGAUUGACGGCAGCUCUUCCGGCUUAGUGACAUCUUUAACCAGACCUGAUGACGUUAAGAAAGAAGCAGCAAUCGCAGCUGAGGUGAAACAGCAGAAAGCGACGCUAGCUAAACAACGAGAAGAGUAUGUUAAGAAAUCUGCCACGCUGCAACGUGAACUGGAAAUCCUGCGUCAACAGUGUGACGAGAUAAGCAAGGAGGGCGGUCGGGAAAAUAAUCGGAUUAUAAAGGAGAAUCAAAAAUUGCAGAUCGAGAUACAAAAUAAAAUGAAAUCCAUUCACAACGUCAUCGACAUGCUCACCGGCAUUAUCGGUGACAAAGUCACCGUGGACGAUUUGAAGAGCAAGUUUAAGUCGGAAUUGAGUAAGCGUUCGAGAAGUCCGAAGGAGGACUUCCCGAAGGGGAAAUCAAUUUCGCCCGACCGGUCGUCAGCUUCCGACUCGGAUAAGGAGUCCAAAGUGGAAAGAGAUAUUAGGGAGAGAAGAUCGUCGGAGGAUAAACCCAUGUACAAUUUCGUGCACUACGAUCCUGAAAUGCAUUGGUGUAAAGUCUGCGAUAUCUUUCCUAAGACAGCAAAGGAAUAUUUAAAUCAUCUGCAUAGCAAUGAGCACAAAGAGGCUUGCUUGGAGCGCAAGAUUGUUGAUAUGCCAUGGCAUGAACGAAAUGGCGAAGGCACAGAGAAAGAGGUACCCUAUUAUCCUGGACUGCCGACGAAAAGAACACCUAUCAAAGGACUGCAAUUCUUCAGCGCAGCGACGGCUUGGUAUUGCAAGCUCUGCGACUCCUGGAUCGGGGAUCUGCACUGUGCCAGUCUUCACCUGAAGUCCAAACGACACUCCGAGAAUUUCUCGCGUUUUGUGGAACAAAAUCCGCACUGGGAAACAGAUUGGAUGGCUGAUCGAGAGAAGGCGUUUUCAGAGGAGAAACACAAGCAAAUACAGUUGGAAUUGCAGAAACAGAAGGACGAUGAGCCACCAGUGAAAUCGAAAAAGUCGAAGAAGAACAAGAAAAAAUCGAAGAAGGCCAAGAAACGCAGAAACAGAAGCAGCGCCAGCGAUACGUCCAGCGAAUCGGAGAAUUCUGAUACGGAAUCCGAUCAAGAUACCACGAAGAGUAUACGCGUGGCGAUGCGAAACAAGAUGAAAGCGUCGACGCAAGCGAUCCUGAACGAAGAGAUAGAUUAUCAUCCUAUAAAACUGAAGGGACACAGUUGGUCAAAAUCGCAAGUGAACCAGUCGCCGCAACCCGAGCAAAAUCCAUCAGAAGCGGACGACAGGCAGCUUGUGAAUUCGAUCAGGGACAAAUUGAAGGCCAAGCAGGAAGAAGAAGUAAAGAGUCGCAAGGUGAGUCAGGAGAAGAUGGAUGAUGAGAACGACUUGCAGCAAGAUGUUUAUUCAAAGAAAUCAGAGGACUUGGAGGCUUGGGGUCCGAAGGAGCCGCCCAAACCGUUCUGGAUCAAAAAGGAGGAGGAGAAGCAAUCACAGCCGAUUAUGAUAAACAAACCGAUCGAGCUGCCGAAACCGGAGGAGAUGCCAAAACCGCACAUGGGAUUCUGGACCAAGCAACAGGUGAACAUGACGGUGAAACCGCCCGAGAGUAAAUCGGUGGAGAAGGAAGAUGAUAGAGAUCGCGAUAGAGAUCGCUACAAGGACGAUCGAGAUCGUAAAUACAGCAGAUAUGAGAGGAGAAGUCGGCGAGAUAGAGAUAGAGAUCGGGACAGGGAUAGGGAUCGAGAUCGCGAUUACUACGACGAUCGUCGGAAGAGGGACAGAGACAGGGACGGCGACUCUCCUAGGCGCGAUAGAAACUGGCGCGACAGUCCCAAGAGGAGCUACGACAAGUACAGUAAGGAUAGACGCGACAACGACAACAAUUCGUCGAACGACGAAUUGAAAUUCGAGAAGAAAUCCAGCGACUCGAAGUCGAAGAAGGGUGCCGUUGCGACCAAGAAGUCCACGCCGCAAGUAGCGGCUAAAGGCAAGUUACCGUUCAUCGGUAGACUACCACUGUUCAAGAAGAAAGCGGAGGAACCGAAGCUACCGGAGAAAGACAUCACGCCGUUACCCUAUCAACAGAGCAAAUUCGAAAACACGCCAAAAGUACCCAACGAGAUCAUCAAUCCACCGGGUGUAGUGCACAUCACCAAACUGGCCACUCCACUGAGUCUGAACAACAGUAGCAGUAACGCGACGACUCCACCGACCAGCAAGGCCAGCAAUCCACCAAUGAAGAUCCUCGUAGCGCCUCCGCCGCCCGUGUUGAAUGAGAGUAAACCGUUGCAGCAGGUUGUCGACAUGGAGAUAGACGAUCAGUCCGAGGAGACGGUCAUAGAGGAGCAACUGAUAGUGGAACAGCAGAAGCAGCAGACAUCGAGCGUGUCGAAGCUACCGCUACCUCCGCACCCACCGCCGCCGCUAAAUAGGCCGCCACCUCCCUUCACUCCAACUCAGCAACAGCAGAGCAGACCACCACCGGUACAAAGCACACCGCAAUUCACGCCGACUCGACCACCCCCGCCGUUCAUGUCGAAUCCGCCGCCGUUCGUUCAGGCGCCCCCGAGGUUCCCGCCUCGUCAGACCGUGCCCUCAUUUAUGACGCAGCCACCACCGCCGCAGAUACCAAAUGCCGUCGGUUAUGUACAGAGUCAUCAAAACCCGCCGCCGCCGCCACUACCGUCGACGAUGGACUCUGCUGUGGCAGCGCCGCCGCAUUCCGACGUGGCUGACAUACCCGAACCGUCUGAGAAGCGUCCAACGGACCCUAGCAUUCCUCUGCCGGACGAUCUGCAGGAGGCUCUCAAUAUCAUCUUCCCUAAGGAGGAGACUACCGAGACCAAGCAGCAGCAGCAACAGAACCAACAUGAAUCUAGUGUCAUGUACUCUUCAAUGUACAGCAUGUUAGGCUGUGUUGGAUACGGUCCUGAAUAUAUGGAUCAACCGCCGCCUGAAAUUAUGCAGGAAGCGGAAGCAGACACCCAGCCUGGACCCGAUGAUCUUCGCAUGUUGGGCAUCGACGAAGGGGACACAAUCCUGUAAAUCGUACCUCGCAAUCGUACCAUCGCGCAAGGAUUCCGAAAUUGAUCUACGAAUUCGUAGAUUGACAAGGAGACAUCUGCUGAUAACUUACACUAAGGAUUCCUGCACCGUAAAAAUGAUCAAUUUCGUCAAUAACUAUCCGUUACGUGUUUUCAAAUUGAAUCUGUGGCACAAAAGGCAAAAGGAAAAAAGGUUUUGAGGAUUUCAAACUGUUUCGAAGAGUUGCGGGUAUGCGCACGUUCUGUAAAAAUUACUUAACGAUAUACAGUAGAACUUACGAAUCUACUAGAAUAUAAUGUUUGUUAUUUCGUUAAUACUGUAACUCUUUUUUCCUUUCGUAAGACAUGUUCCCCCGAGUUUCAUGCUAGUAUUAUUAAUUUGCGAAGAUCAUAUUGGAGAAGUCUUCUUCUAUUGUUAUUCUUUACGAUAAUUAAUAUUAUUAUCAGCAUUG